AUGAAAAGAGGAGUCAGCCGUAUCCAGCUUUUGUGUAAAUUGGCCUGGAGGACUGUGAUCUUGCUAGUGAUGGGGUUCUGCUUCCUUAACUACGGACCAGCAGAUGGUCCAUUGUCAUGGAGCUGGGCAAGGAUUCCAGGUGUUCUGCAGCGUCUUGGAUUUACUUACUUCAUUUUGGCUUUGAUGCAGACCUGCUUUAGCAUAAAAUACCUUGACAAAUAUCAGUUUGAUAACUGGUGGGCUUCACUCAGAGAUAUUGUUCUAUACUGGCCAGAAUGGGUAAUCAUGGUGAUCCUGGAGACGCUGUGGCUCUGCCUGACAUUCCUGCUGCCUGUUCACGGAUGCCCCAGAGGUUACCUGGGCCCUGGAGGGAUCGGAGAUGAUGGAAAAUACCCCAACUGUACUGGCGGUGCAGCAGGGUACAUUGAUAAGUUGGUGCUUGGAGAGGAGCACAUGUACCAGUACCCUACAUGUAAGGAGCUAUACAAAACUACUCAACCUUUUGAUCCUGAAGGCAUUUUGGGUACAAUCAACUCUAUUGUGAUGGCAUUCUUUGGACUUCAGGCGGGGAAGAUUAUCCUAAUGUACCGACAGCAACCACUGAGUAUUUUAAAGAGGUUUCUCAUCUGGGCUAUUUUGCUGGGGAUUAUCUCUGCCAUCCUAACCAAAUGUACACAAAACGAAGGAUUCAUUCCCAUCAAUAAAAAUCUCUGGUCUUUGUCCUUUGUCACCACACUGAGCUGCUUCUCAUUUGUCCUGCUUGGAAUCAUGUUUUAUGUUAUCGAUGUGAAAAAUUGGUGGGGAGGCCAACCUUUCAUUUUUCCAGGGAUGAAUUCAAUCCUUAUCUAUGUUGCAAGCUCCCUCCUGGGCACAUACUUCCCUUUCAGUUGGGAAAUGAAGUUUCCAGCCUCCCACACGGAACCCCUUUUUCAGAAUCUACUGGGCACGUCACUCUGGGUUUUAGUCGCUUAUCUCCUCUAUAGGAAGAAGUUCUUUUUAAAAAUAUGACUGUGGGAUUUGGAAAUGCGAACUCCUCCCUGGCCCCAGUUAUUGUAAUAUGAAUAUGAUAAUUGACACUCAGCAAUCUCAAAACCUGAGAUUGGUUUUGAGGAGAGAUGGUGUCACUGCAGCUAUCUUCUCUAUCUCGUCUUGUAACAUAUGACAUAAAAAUGUGGGAUGUGAUGCCAUCAUGCUGUGUGUCUCCUGCCUCACAAUGAUGGAGAUGGAAGCAGGGAGAUAAAAAUUACAGUGACAUCACACUUUGUUUUAGACAUUACAAGGAAAAGAGACUGAAGAUACAUACAGCAGCGGCAGCUCUUUGUCUUAUAAUAUCUGGCUUAGUCCCAAACUGCCAAGGAAUCCAGUCUCAGCAACAACAAGCAAGAUUAGAAAGGAAGUACUCUGCCAAAAACCGUUUCUUAUGGAUACAUCCACUGGAAUCGAUACAGAAUCCAUUCCAUAGAUCAGGAGUGAGAAUCCUGUGGCCCUCCAGAUGUUCUCGGACUCCCAUAGCCCCAGCCAACAUAGAUGCAAAAUGUUAUAUUGGACCUGGCCCCAAAUAGAAAAAAUGGUGUAAACUUCUAUCAUGAACAAAACAUAAUUGUACUGAAGUUUAGCUUGUUUCACAAAUUCUUUAUGUAUGUUUUUUUCUUUAAUCAAAUGUGUGGCAAUGUUUUGGUUCAAGGAUAUAAAAUAAAUAAGCAACUUCAAUGGUU
Messenger RNA from Rhineura floridana, 1715 nucleotides. Its product is annotated as heparan-alpha-glucosaminide N-acetyltransferase-like. NCBI's taxonomy places the organism in Eukaryota, Metazoa, Chordata, Lepidosauria, Squamata, Rhineuridae. Bases 1 to 1008 code for a protein of 335 amino acids. The record is from RefSeq and is a predicted model, not a curated record. The transcript is spliced from 9 exons.